AGUGUUAGCUGUGAGGAUGCUAGGAGACUGCAAGGUGAUUUGGAUAGGUUGGGUGAGUGGGCAAAUGCAUGGCAGAUGCAGUAUAAUGUGAAUAAAUGCAAUGAGACCUGGGUGUCAUGGUACACCAGUCAUUGAAAGUAGGCAUGCAGGUGCAGCAGGCAGUGAAGAAAGCGAAUGGUAUGUUAGCAUUCAUAGCAAAAGGAUUUGAGUAUAAGAGCAGGGACGUUCUACUGCAGUUGUACAGGGUCUUGGUGAGACCACACCUGGAGGAGAUAUCAGGAGAUAUUAUUCUAUUGUGAAAAUGCUUUUUAGUAUUUGUGCAUAAAGUCAAAAUAUAUUUUCGAUGGCUAUGUUUCUUAUUAUGAUUACCUUUGCAGCUGACAGCUAAAAAAAAUCAAAAUGUUGAGAGUUUUUUUAAAGGCUCGCACAAUGAGGGCAAGUGAAUUCGAUUCUUCAGAUGAAGAUUUCGAGGAAGAGCACUCAAUACCACUCCAAGUCUCUUGGUUGGGAUUAGCAGUGGUGAAUUGCCAGCAGUUCCUUGGAAUCUGUGCUUUGCCCGGUUGUAAAUUUAAAGAUAUCAGAAGAAACCUUCAGAGAGAUUUAGAGGACCUCAGGAGCCACAAUGUGCAAAAUGUGUUUGUGCUCUGCACCAAGGGAGGAAUGGUAAAGUACAGGGUUCCAGGCUUGUUAGAAUCCCUCCGGCAGAAGGGAUUCACGGUGAAUCAUUAUCCUUUUCCUGAUGGAAGUGUUCCAGAUAUUGCUAGCUGUUGAAAAAUUCUGGAAGAGUUGAGAAUCUGCUUGGAAAAUGACAAGACGACCCUUAUCCAAUACAACUACUCACAUGAUUUUCGGGAUAACGUGGCAACGUACUUGGCAACAAAGGAAGACUCAGCAGGCCGCUCAGUGUCGAGAUAA
Leucoraja erinaceus (little skate) is the source of this 915-nucleotide messenger RNA. It is a transcript of the gene cdkn3, whose product is annotated as cyclin-dependent kinase inhibitor 3. Lineage: Eukaryota; Metazoa; Chordata; Chondrichthyes; Rajiformes; Rajidae. The record is from RefSeq and is a predicted model, not a curated record. The transcript has 5 exons. Gene Ontology annotation, molecular function: protein tyrosine phosphatase activity.